Anopheles nili is the source of this 891-nucleotide messenger RNA. RefSeq names its product chondroadherin-like protein. NCBI's taxonomy places the organism in Eukaryota, Metazoa, Arthropoda, Insecta, Diptera, Culicidae. The transcript has 2 exons. The record is from RefSeq and is a predicted model, not a curated record. Gene Ontology annotation, molecular function: protein binding. The coding region runs from base 1 to 891 and encodes 296 amino acids.
AUGUCCUGCAAGCUCGUACUGUGUUUUCUCGUAGCGAUCGCGUUUGGGUGCGCCAUCGGACGGAAGCUAGAGUGCAACGAACAGCGGGAGAAUGAGUGCGAAAUUUCCAACUUCACCAUCGUGGAGUCGAUGGAUCUGUCCGAGUACGAGUUCCCGGACCAUCCGCAUUUGGCUUUCGGGACAUACCCGCUUUCGGACGAUUCGACAUACGUAGUGUCCAUCAGCAAGGAGCUAGCGGAUCGACUGCAGUCCACGGAGAAGCUUGAGAUGCAGAACGUAUCUCUGCAGUCGAUGGUGCUCUGGACGAACCUGCGCACGUUGGACGCUUCACAUAAUUACUUCUUCGAGCUGAUCGUCGAGCCGGGCCAAAGUUACCAGCUGCGAGAGCUAAACCUUAGCUACAAUCGCUUCCAGUCGAUCGAUUUCGUGGCAGCUUUACCAGCCCUGCGUACGCUCGAUCUCAGACACAACUAUUUGGAGACGGUUAGCUUCUCCCUGUUCGAUAUGGCCACGGAUCUGUGGAAGCUGAACCUGGCUAACAAUCGCAUCCAGACCAUCUCGACCGAUGGUUCACUGCAUCUGCCGCGCCUUUCCAAUCUGCUGCUGCACGACAACCUGCUGAGUGUUCUGGAUGCGAGCGAGUGGCGCUUUAGCAUGCUCCAGGAGCUGAACUUGGCACGCAAUCGUCUGCGCUAUUUGAGCAUGUGCGAAGUGAACCAUUCGUUCCCGCACCUGCAGACACUGUACAUGGACGAGAAUCGCUGGGAGUGCGGACAUCUGAACGCCACCGUUCGCCAGUUGCUUCAGCUCGGAGUCAAGCCGAUGGCGUAUUACGACACCGAGGAUGAGGAACAUUGCUCCAAGUCGAUGGAAGGAAUCUGCUGCUACUAG